UCAAAACCCAUUUCAGCGCUCCAAACCAUUCCCAACCCUUGCUCUGCAAUCUUCGAGACCGACGCUCUCCUUGCUUCAAUCAUCAUCUGGACAGGGUACCAUCGUCUCCAUCAUCAACCCCAUUCUCCCCAUUCAUUGCAUUGAACCUAGAGUGAGAAUGAAGAACAGAAAGAGGUCUCGAGCUAGUGAGGAUGCGGGGCCUACAGAGGAUAGACACCGGCGAUUACAUGCUUCUAGCCGGCGCGGCGAUCAUGCUGCGACCUCUCACGCGGUUGAGGCUUCAGCUCCAGCUCCAGUUGAUUCUAUGCAGUCGCCCAUGGUAGAGGCUUCAGCUCCAGCUCCAGUUGAGCCUACUGAUCGAGUUCCUACUCCGCCGUCUCCCAUGGUUGAGGUACCUCGCCAUGAGUCACCAGGCGAGGAGUCAUCAGGCGAGUCGUCAUCCGGCGAUGAGUCAUCCGGCGAUGAGUCAUCCGACGAGGAGUCAUCCGGCGAGGAGGGGUCAUAUGACGAGGAUAGUAUUCCUCCUCCUGAUGUUGAUGCUGAUGUCGUGCCAGAGGCACAGGGUGGCGAGGAGGACCUGAUCCAGAGGUUGCCGCCGUUUCCGGGGGGGCCUGUUGAUCUGUCGCUUCUCACGCAUUAUGCUGAUCACAAGGCUCCCUGGACGUGGCAUGCACUCCUACGCACAGACGAGCGGUAUGUGGACCGUCGACACUUGAGGGUGGCCACAGCUGGGGGGAAGGUUUGGAACCUUGCUUGUGAUGGUGAUUCAGACAACGGUUGUGCGUCGGGUCGUGGACUUGUUGGAGCAGUCACUGGAGGUGCCAGAUGCUCUUGCAGUUGGCACGCAUGCCCGAUCCCUCACUGA
Molecule: messenger RNA, 865 nt
Organism: Lotus japonicus
Lineage: Eukaryota; Viridiplantae; Streptophyta; Magnoliopsida; Fabales; Fabaceae
Exons: 3
Coding region: 158-865 (235 amino acids)
Source: RefSeq, a predicted model, not a curated record